Molecule: messenger RNA, 914 nt
Organism: Exophiala oligosperma
Lineage: Eukaryota; Fungi; Ascomycota; Eurotiomycetes; Chaetothyriales; Herpotrichiellaceae
Exons: 1
Coding region: 321-914 (197 amino acids)
Source: RefSeq, a predicted model, not a curated record
AUCGUCGAAUCGCAACCAUUCGAAAGGAACAAGAUCGUAUGUCAGAGCCUGGACCAGAACCCUGACGACCCAUACUGGGUUUUCUUAUCAAGGCCUUCUUCGGCAGUCGUCUAAAUCUAUGGGCUAAUUCCUUUUGGACAGUCGUUCAAUGCCUGGUGACAGGCUUCGACUAAAUCUUUAUCUGACAAUAGCAGCCUCAAACCUGAAAUCAAUCUCUCUUCGUUGCGAACGUGGCUACUUCUCUUAGUCCGUGUACUCAGCUGGCAUUUGCAAGUCCAUUGGUCUAACAUCCCGGCAAGGGCAACGAGAGUGACAUCGAAAUGACACAACCAACCACCAAAGUCCAGGGAUUGCCAGAGUUCAGUCGUCAUAUUACAACUCACAAUUCGGAGGGCAAAGCCAUCUUCCAAACACCAAACCCUGAUGACCCAUCCACGUCGGCGUCGACGCCGGCACCUCCCAUAUCGACAAUACCGACGUGGACCAACUUUCCCACUUCAGGGUUCGGGUUGGGCUACGCAACUGACGCUCUUCAGGCGGAUUUCAAUCAGGAUGCGGACCUCGAGGCAUACUACAAAUACUUGCAUCAACACCCGGGGGUGGUGAUACAAGGUGGGUCGGUAUUCAGGGUGGUCGACAUGGCACCUGGUGCAUCGUCGCCAAUGCACCGCACUGUAUCUCUUGAUUACGGCGUGGUGCUGGAGGGCGAAAUCGAGCUGGAGCUGGAUUCAGGAGAAAGACGACGCCUCCCUCGCGGGGACAUUUUCGUCCAGCGGGGCACGGCGCAUCGAUGGCACAAUACCAGUGACCAACCAGCCAGGCUGUUGGCCGUGCAACUGGACAGCAAACCCAUUGUGGUUGAUGGGAAGGGGGUUUUGUCUGAAGAUUUCAAUGUUCCUGCUGCGGACGCAUGA